Messenger RNA from Purpureocillium lilacinum, 894 nucleotides. RefSeq lists its product as uncharacterized. Gene Ontology annotation, molecular function: oxidoreductase activity. The record is from RefSeq and is a predicted model, not a curated record. Lineage: Eukaryota; Fungi; Ascomycota; Sordariomycetes; Hypocreales; Ophiocordycipitaceae.
AUGGCAUCAUCCACCAAGCCUGUCUGGUUCGUGACGGCCGCCUCGAGCGGCUUUGGACGCGAAAUCGUCCACAUUGCGCUUCGCCGCGGUCACGUCGUUAUAGCCACCGCCAGAAAACCCGACCGCAUCCAGGACCUCGCCAACGCGGGCGCCGACGUCAUGGCUUUUGAUGUCACGUCUCCGAAGGAAACGAUAGACGCGACGGCAAAGCAGGUCUUUGGCAAGUACGGCCGUGUGGACUAUCUCAUCAAUGCGGCGGGGUACAUCCUGGAAGGUGCCGUCGAAGAGAUCACCAAAGAAGAGGUGUUCAAGUGCUUCGACACCAACGUUUUCGGGGCCAUGAGCACCAUUCGCGCGUUCCUGCCGGGCAUGAGGGCACAGGCGGUCGCCGCCAACGGCGUGCGAGGCACGGUCGUUACAUUCGGAAGCCUGGGUAGCUGGGUUGGCGGCGCCAGCUAUGCGGCAUACGGCAUGACCAAGGCUAGCACGUCGAUGCUUGCCGAGGCCCUCAGCUUGGAACUGGCGCCGUUCAGCAUCAGAGUAACCGCCGUCGAGCCAGGGUACUUUCGUACGGGAUUCCUCAACCCAGGCACCAUGCUCCAUGCGCGCACGCCCAUCGACGCCUAUGAGGACGAGAAUACGCCCACCGGAGAGUCCCGGCGGGCGCUGACACGCACUGACGGCAAGCAGGCCGGCGAUGUCAAGAAGGGUUCCAAUGUAAUUGUUGAUGCCUUAACGGGUACAGGCGUCGGCGCGGGGAAACAGCUCCCUGUUCGCAUUGUGUUGGGCAAGGACUGUGAGCAAACGAUCCGGGACAAGUUUACGAGCACGGUGCGGAUCCUGGAUGAAUGGAAGGACGCCAUCCGGAGCACUGAUCACGACGAUGUAGCGUGA